AUGGAAUCUCUCCGUCGACUUGCGACGUUCCUCUUCGUAUUCGCUGUCGUCGGCUCGUCAGUCGCUGUCGCACGGGCGUCGUUCAUCGUGCAGACGCACAGCAUUCAGAUCACGGAGCCAAAGAGCAUUCGCGGGACGUACGACAGCGCAAUCGCCAACUUCGGAGUGCCUCAAUACGGCGGCACUCUAACGGGCGUGAUUGUAUACCUACAGAACAACAAGGCGGGAUGCACGAAAUUAUCCACGUCGGAGGCCUUUAAGAAGGGCGUGGGUCAACGACCCACCAUUCUCAUGGUCGACCGAGGAGACUGCUACUUCAGUCAGAAGGUGUGGUACGCGCAGCUGGGCGGAGCAUCAGCCGUCCUGGUGGCAGACACGGACACAGAAUCCCUCGUCACCAUGGAGGCCCCUGUGGACGACCAGGACACCGACCGCUACGUCAACAACAUCACCAUCCCCUCCGCGCUCAUCGAGAAAGCCACCGGAGACAAGAUCCGCUCAGCUCUUUCCUCCGGGAACAUGGUCCUGGUGGACCUGGACUGGCGGGAGACGCUGCCUCACCCGGACGAGCGUGUGGAGUACGAGCUCUGGGGCACGAGCAACGACAUCUGCGGGCCAAAAUGCAACGACCUGACCAACUUUCUGGAUAAGUUCAAGGGCCUGGCGAUUACCCUCGAGCAGGGGGGAUACACGCUCUUUACGCCGCACUACAUCACGUGGUACUGCCCGCCAGACGAGGUGGACUCGAUAGCCUGCAAGAACCAGUGCAUUCACAAGGGGCGGUACUGUGCUCCGGACCCGGAGAGUGACUUCGAGGAGGGGUAUGAUGGGAAGGAUGUGCUGGUGGAGAAUCUGCGGCAGCUGUGCGUGUGGAAGUGGGCGAAUGACACGGGGAAGCCGUGGGUGUGGUGGGACUAUGUCACGGACUUCAGGAAGCGGUGCAGCAUGGCGGAUAAGAUGUUCAAUGCGGUGUGCGCCGAGACCGUUCUCACUUCGCUGGGCAUUGACGUGCGCAGCGUGCGCACCUGUGUUGGCGAUCCCACGCAGGACGUGGAUAACCCGCUGCUGCAGCAGCAGGAGGACGCGCAGGUGGGCAAGAAUGGGCGCAGUGACGUCACCAUCCAGCCGACGCUGGUGAUCAACAACGAGCAGUACCGAGGCAAACUGGAUCCCAUGGGCGUGCUGAGAGCUGUGUGCUCGGGGUUUGAGGAGGCCACUGAGCCGCCCGUGUGCCUGGGCGCAGACGUGCAGACGAACGAGUGUGCCACCAACAACGGGGGCUGCUGGUCGGGCUAUAAUGUCACAGCGUGCAAGGACACGUUCAGAGGCAGGGUGUGCCAGUGCCCCAGCGACCCCGUCUCGGGGGUCAACUAUGUGGGGGACGGCUACAAAAAAUGCUCCCCCCAAGGCGUGGGGCGGUGCCGGGUGAAUCACGGGGGUUGCUGGAAUGCGGAGCACAGCGGCCAGACCUUCUCUGCGUGCGAUGACACGUCUGUGUUCGGCACGGGGUGCAGCUGCCCGUCGGGCUUCACGGGGGACGGGUACACGUGCACGGACGUGGACGAGUGUGCUGCUGACUCCACCGUCUGCAAGUGCCCCGACUGCCACUGCUCCAACACCUUUGGCUCUUUCGACUGCUCCUGCCCGGGCGGGCUGCUUUACAUGCGCGACUCAGACACGUGCAUCAACGGCGGCUUCACAUCGCACAUGUUUGGCAAGAUCUUGGCCAUCGUGGUGGCUGCGCUCAUCCUCGCUGCUCUCAUCAGCUUCGGCAUCUACAAGUACCGGCUGAGGGCCUACAUGGAUUCCGAGAUCCGCACCAUCAUGGCGCAGUACAUGCCGCUGGACAGCCAGCAGCAGGACGGGGCCACCCGUGAGAGCCUCGUGCAGAGCGCAUGA
Molecule: messenger RNA, 1899 nt
Organism: Closterium sp. Naga37s-1
Lineage: Eukaryota; Viridiplantae; Streptophyta; Zygnematophyceae; Desmidiales; Closteriaceae
Source: the annotation of a GenBank genome assembly